AUCCUUUCCAUUUUGUGGUCAAUUUUUUUUAACCCACCUAAAUCACACCAACCGCCAAAUAAUCUCAUAAUUGAAGAUUGCCGUACGUUCUAGACGCCAAGCACUCUCACUUCUUGCCGCCGCAAACAACCACGGCGAUCUGGCUUUCAAGCUCUCUUCUCUAAAGCAGGUCAGAAGUAUUUUGUCGUCUGCUGACCCGUCUUUAGCGGCUGAACUCUUUCCUUACUUGGUCGAGCUUCAAUCUUCUCCUGAAACUCUCGUUCCAAAAUGUCUUAUCGAGAGAGUUAACUAAACCUUAAUUCGUACUAUUCGACAGUUUCUAACCUUAUAUUUGUUGAAAGUCCGGUUAUAUUGUUCAUUCCAAGUUGUAAUUGUUUGGUUAGAGAGGCUUUUGAGAAUAUCUUUGCGAAAUUUACGAGUUUUUUCACUCAGUGGAAAAUUUACGAGUUAUUUGUUGAUGACAUUCAAACUUCAUUUUCUGCAUUACUUUCAGUUGCACAGACUGCUUCUCACCCAUGUAAUGGAGUUUGUUAUAGUAUUUUUGUGGGUUAUACUUUGUAGUAGAUUCGUGUACCAGCAAGCAUACAGCAUUGGCAUGACAAAUUUCAUGGUUUCGGCACUAUCUUAUUUGCCUUUUUUAUGUGUCACUUGUUUUUGCCUUUGUAACUCAAGAGUCCUUUGCUUUCCUUUAUUAUGGGUUUCGGGACAAUUGAAGGUGUUGGGUUGAAAGCAAUGGAGCUUUCUUAUAUUCUAACGCCUGUUUUGUUAGCAUUUUUUAGGGAUGGUGGCGACUCUAUUGUUGCAAAGCAAUCUAUUGUUACUGGCACGAAUUUCUUUUGCCGUUUUCUAGAGGAUACAGCAUUACAGUUUCAUUGGCAUCGUAAAGUAGAGCGGUGGCUAGAAGAACUUUGGACGUGGACGGUUAGCUUUAAGGAUGCUGCCUUUUCAAUUGCAUUGGAGAUGAAAGACCCAGAAAAUGAAACUGCAUUUGGAACUCAAGCCUCAGCAGCCCAAUGUUGAUUUGUAUAGAAAAACUCCACUGUUUAUAUUACGAUUUCAAUCUCACACCUGACACUUGAGAAAGAGAGGUUGAAAUAUUGGUACAUCAUGAUAUGAUGGCAUCUAAGUCAAAUUGUUUAGUUAUCAUCUGUGAAAAGGAACCUUAAACUCAUAAUUUUUCUGUUUACCAGUGAACAGAGUUUUGAGUUUUACAUUACAAUACAAUCAUCAUCCUUCUUUGUUAA
This is a messenger RNA of Mangifera indica (mango), 1244 nucleotides long. RefSeq lists its product as uncharacterized. The record is from RefSeq and is a predicted model, not a curated record. Bases 694 to 1020 code for a protein of 108 amino acids. Lineage: Eukaryota; Viridiplantae; Streptophyta; Magnoliopsida; Sapindales; Anacardiaceae. The transcript is spliced from 3 exons.